Elaeis guineensis (African oil palm) is the source of this 2081-nucleotide messenger RNA. Its product is annotated as protein GRAVITROPIC IN THE LIGHT 1. The record is from RefSeq and is a predicted model, not a curated record. Gene Ontology annotation, biological process: response to red or far red light; negative gravitropism. Lineage: Eukaryota; Viridiplantae; Streptophyta; Magnoliopsida; Arecales; Arecaceae.
AGUUCUAAAGAUAAAACAUUAAAAAUGCAGUGUAUUAAGUUCAAGAACAUCCCUUUUCUUGUCUUUUCGCUUUUUGAAUCUCGUCUCCUUCCUCGGGAAAAGCAAACCAAAUCUAAUCCAAAAUCCAUGUUGCACCGAAGUUUAGGGUUUCUAUGCCAUUCGGUCGGCCACCAGUUUUGACGAUUUCCAUUAGAGAAGAGGAACCGAUCCCUCCGCUCUUUCCGACUCUUAAUUCAUUAAUUCGAGAACCCCUCACGCGAAGGAAUUUGAAUCGAUCUCGGGAAGCUCGAAACCCCAUUCGUACCCACUCUUCUGCCCGAAAGCCUGGAACCCGUGCUCACCAUUCGCAAUGCGCUAGCGGGAAGCGCGAAAGUUCUCAUCUUGGAUGAUUCGAUGAUCUCGGAAGGCUAAUGGAUAUAGAAGGUUGCUGCUUUUGAGUGCUUCCGAUUUGUCUCCGAAGCUCUAAAACAGAGUACUCCUUUUCAGAACAGAGCGCUUUUCUAAUCGUAACGCUGAUGGAAUCUGCUUUACCAAGAACUACAAAGAAUUCUUCCAACAUCCCUGGUGUCUUUCUACACUUUCCAAGGCUACGUAAGCUGAAAUCUGUUGGUCUAUCCGGCAAUGAGAACUUGAAAUCCACUCACGUCGACCGCUUUAUUGCUGAAGAGGCCAAUUGCUGUGAUGACAAUGGAGACAGAAAGAUCCACCCCCAGCCAUUGGAGGAAACCAUGGUCGCAAGCUCUGAGUGCUUGGAAGAGGCUGUGAUCUCAAGGCUAUUUGCCACUAUCUCUGCUCUCAAAGCAGCCUAUAUCCAGCUCCAGCAAGCCCACAUCCCUUAUGAGCCCAAGAAGAUCCAUGCCGCCGAUGAGCUCAUGGUCUCCGAGCUGGAAUCCCUUUCUGAGUUGGAGCAUUUGUAUAUCAAUAAGCAAAUAUGUGAUCCCAAGCUUCCAUCUUCUCUAGAUCUCAAGAUUCAAGAGUAUCAGGAGAUGCUGGCGGAAUUGCAAACAAAAAUACGGUGCAGAGAGUCGGAGAUUACUCAUCUGAGAUUGGAAAUGGAGGAAUUGGAUUGGAAGAAUGUAGAAUUGGAGCAGAAGAUUAAGCUGCAAAUGUUGCCUGAAGAGGAACUAUUUCCGCUUCGGCAAGAAUUGACUCCAGCUUUGUUUUUGGAGGUCUUUAACUUCACAUCUAAAUCCAUCCAUGACUUUGCAAAGCCACUGAUUAGCUUAAUGAAAGCUUCUGGUUGGAACCUGGAUAAAGCUACAGGUUCAAUAUAUGGUUCAGUUAUAUAUGCUGAAAGAUCUCACAAGAAAUAUGCAUUUGAUGCCUAUCUCUCUCGGGUAAUGCUUGGUGAUGCUCAGGACGAGUUCUUUAGUUUGGAGCAAUUUGAUCGUGUUAUGAGCUUUCGGAACCCUUUUGAUGCUUUGAUGGAAGAUCCGGAUUCUAGUUUUGGGAGAUUUUGCCGAUUGAAGUAUGUCAUGGCAGUGCCAUCGAAGAUGGAAUGCUCAUUUUUUGGUAACUUGGAUCAAAGGGCAUUCAUUUUGGGUGGGGGACACCCAAGAACGCCAUUUUAUCAAGCAUUCACAAGAAUGGCAAGAUGGAUUUGGGCAUUGCUGGUUUUGGUGCAUUCCUUCAUUCCGAAGGCUGAAUUCUUUUAUGUCAAGAGAGGGGAUGAUUACUCCAACAACUACAUGGAGAGUGUAGUGAAUCAAGUGUCGACUGAAAAAGGGGAGAAGCUUAAGGUUGGGUUUACUGUGAUGCCAGGGAUUAAGAUCGGAGGCACAAUCAUCCGGUGCAGGGUUUAUCUGUCCAGGAUGCAGACUUCAGCCAGGAGCUUUGGUUUUCCAUGGUAGCUAUAGGAGGUAACUUUCUGCUUCAAAAAUGGCGAAUGAUGUUAGUUCUCUAUGUUGUAAUCUAUACUUCAUAUGGAAGCAAGAGUAAGCUUGCCACUAUGUAAAGGAACAAAAGCCGGAAGGUCACAUACACUAGCAGUUUUGCGUCAUCGUAAAGUUCGAAAUGGAUGCUUUGUAAGACUCUUGAUUUGCUGCUCAAACUUGUUCCAGCAUUUGAGUGAUUUGGAAAUG